Rotaria sp. Silwood1 is the source of this 339-nucleotide messenger RNA. Lineage: Eukaryota; Metazoa; Rotifera; Eurotatoria; Philodinida; Philodinidae. The record is from the annotation of a GenBank genome assembly.
AUGAAAGAAAAUUUUCAUAGCAAAAAAGUUGCUUCAUUUUUUCAAUCAUCGAAUUAUCUUCAACGUUAUCAACUUUAUUUAAAUGUAGAUUAUUCACAAUUAUCUAUUGACGUAAUUUCGUCAUUAAUUAAAACUACUCUUACAUCUGAAUCUGGUUCAGAUGUUAAACGCAGAAUUUUGAAAGUAAAUAAUACUAUUAGAGUAGCAGGUCAACUUAAUUGGCAAAUACCUAAUAAACAAUUUGUUUGUGGUCUAUCCACGUUACUUUAUGAUCAUAAUUCAUUUGUAGGAGAAGUUAAUGGUGAACCAAUUGCGAAUUGUUUUGCAAUAUGUGCAUAA